AUGGAGUUAACUCGUGAACAUUUCCGUGCGAUUAUUUUUUACAAUUUUCGACGUGGAUUAUCUCAACAACAAUCAAUCGAUGAACUUAAUUCGACUUUUGGCGAUGAAGCACCAUCAAAAACCACUGUAUAUCGGUGGUAUACCGAAUUCAAUCGUGGCCGUCGUUCGCUCAGUGACGAAUUUCGUGAAGGUCGUCCAAAAUCGGUCGUUGUUCCAGAAAACAUUGAUGCUGUACGUGAACUGAUAUUGCAAGAUCGUCAUGUGACUUAUCGUGAGAUAGAGGCAUCCUUGGGCAUUAGUGGGACCAGCAUACAUUCAAUAUUGCAUAAACAUUUGGCCGUCAAAAAAAUAUGUUCGCGUUGGAUUCCACAUAAUUUGACAAUCGCUCAAAAAACGGCUCGCGUCGAUUGGUCGAAAGAAAUGCUAAAAAAAUACGAUCGCGGUGCUUCAAAACAUGUCUAUGACAUCGUAACAGGUGACGAAUCAUGGAUCUAUGCGUAUGAGCCCGAAAGUAAACAGCAGUCGACUGUAUGGAUCUUUCAAGAUGAGCCAAAUCCAACAAAAGUUGUUCGCGCACGAAGCACUUCGAAGCAAAUGGUCGCCUGUUUCUUCGGAAAAACCGGGCAUGUAGCAACUGUACCAUUAGUGCAACAGCGAACGAUCAAUUCUGAAUGGUACACAACCAUUUGUUUACCAGAAGUCUUCGAAAAAAUAAGGAAAACCAACCGCCGAAGACGGAUCGUUCUCCACCAGGACAAUGCGAGCUCUCACACAUCGGCUCAAACGAGAGACUUUUUGGGAACUGAAAACACCGAAUUGAUGGGUCAUCCGCCGUACAGCCCUGAUUUAGCACCCAAUGACUUCUUUUUGUUUCCGCACAUCAAAAAUAAAUUACGAGGUCAACGUUUUUCGACGCCCGAAGAAGCGGUUAAUGUGUUCAAAAUGCAUGUUUUGGAGAUACCUCAAUCGGAGUGGAAAAAGUGCUUCGAAAAUUGGUUCAAGCGCAUGCAAAAGUGCAUCGAUCUUCAUGGAGAAUAUUUUGAAAAACAAUAA
Molecule: messenger RNA, 1053 nt
Organism: Dufourea novaeangliae
Lineage: Eukaryota; Metazoa; Arthropoda; Insecta; Hymenoptera; Halictidae
Product: histone-lysine N-methyltransferase SETMAR-like
Exons: 1
Coding region: 1-1053 (350 amino acids)
Molecular function (GO): nucleic acid binding
Source: RefSeq, a predicted model, not a curated record